UAAAAUGCUUUUCAUCAGUGCAUCCUUUCCACAUUCGACACACCGCAUUUCUCCACAAUAUAUAUUUUUUCAAAGUACAAUUUAUAGUUACAAACACUCUUUUAAAAUUGAUUUCAAAUAAAAACAGACACUUGCAAUUUAGCCUUUUUAGAGUAAUCAUCAUUAAACUGUUUGUUUUCCAUCUAGCACACUGACUUAUGUAAAUGCUUAGUAUAGGCACAAAGUUUAAAAUUUCACGUCAUUUUCUUAAAACAAUUUUAUACACAGAUUGUUUGCAGUUUUUCCUAGUGAAGUCAAAUGUAUUCUGUUGUCAGGUUCUCCUGGUGAGGCUUCUGGUGCUCGUCAGAUCGCCAAGAGCAAAGGCCCGCCUAAUCAGGAUUUAUGGCCCCCUGUGACGGAUUUGGGGGGGUGGUUAAAGAAAAAUGUUCUAAGUCAUUUUUGUUUGAUAUGACUUCAAUAAAAUGUUAUCUUUAAAUUAGUUUAUAUACUAUAGUACAAUGAAUAGAGAAGAGAACAAAGAGUGUUGCUGAUGUGUUUUUUUCUUUUUUUCAUUUUGCAUUUCAUAUUUUUUUCUCCAUUAGGUAAAUUUUGAAGAAAAUUUUAAAAAUCUUUUACACAACACAAAAUCACCAACCAACUUUCCGUAAGGGACAUCCCUGGUAGGGGGUAUUGGGCCCUUGGCAACGGUAUUUGCAAAGUUCUACUGGCCUCUUUAUGCAUCUGAGUGUCCACAAUCCCCAGAUCUUGCGCCCGAUACAAUUAACUUUCCACGUGUCGCUGACGAGGAUGCUGAAGUUCUAGGGAAACCCAUCACUAUGGCAGAAGUCUCUGAGGCCAUUGCUGGUUAGCUGGAUUGAGUGUUCCCAGUUUCUGCCUGACUGAGCUCACCUGAUCCAGGUGGCCAGUUAUAAAUGCAGCGGGGUUAGCUGCAAAGCAGACUGUAAGAAGACAAUUUAAUCAUCUCCAUUUUCAGGGAUCAUCUCAGAAAGAAUCAACAGAUGUUUCAAAAGCCAAGAGAGGAAGAAAGAAAAAGUUUUCAGCCAAUGCUCAACAAGUCUUUAGCUGAACAGCGGCAAUACGAGGAAGCAAAGAAAGGGGCGCUGAAGAAAGCUGAGCAAGUCAAAGAAAACGCAGUAGAACACCAAAGUGAAAGAAAUUGUGAGAGAGGCCGGUGGCGGAGGGGCCGGUGGGGCAGAGGCCGGUGGCUCAAGGACCGGUGGCUCAAGGACUGGCGGCGCAAAGACCAGCGGCUCAAAGACCGGCGGCUCAAAGGCCGGCAGCGCAAAGACCAGCGGCGCAAAGACCAGCGGCGCAAAGACCAGCAGCGCAGAGACCACCACUCCAAUCGCAAAGUGCCACGAAUCGAGCCAGGGACGACCGGAGGCAGGCUGCGGCAAAUAGAGGAUCAUCUCAGAAAGAAUCAACAGAUGUUUCAAAAGCCAAGAGAGGAAGAAAGAAAAAGGUUGGUCAUGAACAUUUUUACUUAUUUUACUUACUCCUGGUGAGGCUUCUGGCGCUCGUCAGAUCGCCGAGAGCAAAGGCCCGCCUAAUCCGGAUUUAUGGCCCCCUGUGAACGGAUUUGGGGGGCGUGGUUAAAGAAAAAUAUUCUAAGUCAUUUUUGUUUGAUAGUUUUUAGCCAAUGCUCAACAAGUCUUUAGCUGAACAGCGGCAAUACGAGGAAGCAAAGAAAGGGGCGCUGAAGAAAGCUGAGCAAGUCAAAGAAAACGCAGUAGAACACCAAAGUGAAAGAAAUUGUGAGAGAGGCCGGUGGCGGAGGGGCCGGUGGGGCAGAGGCCGGUGGCUCAAGGACCGGUGGCUCAAGGACUGGCGGCGCAAAGACCAGCGGCUCAAAGACCGGCGGCUCAAAGGCCGGCAGCGCAAAGACCAGCGGCGCAAAGACCAGCGGCGCAAAGACCAGCAGCGCAAAGACCAGCGGCGCAAAGACCACCACUCCAAUCGCAAAGUGCCACGAAUCGAGCCAGGGACGACCGGAGGCAGGCUGCGGCAAAUAGAGGAUCAUCUCAGAAAGAAUCAACAGAUGUUUCAAAAGCCAAGAGAGGAAGAAAGAAAAAGUUUUCAGCCAAUGCUCAACAAGUCUUUAGCUGAACAGCGGCAAUACGAGGAAGCAAAGAAAGGGGCGCUGAAGAAAGCUGAGCAAGUCAAAGAAAACGCAGUAGAACACCAAAGUGAAAGAAAUUGUGAGAGAGGCCGGUGGCGGAGGGGCCGGUGGGGCAGAGGCCGGUGGCUCAAGGACCGGUGGCUCAAGGACUGGCGGCGCAAAGACCAGCGGCUCAAGGACCGGUGGUUCAAAGGCCGGCAGCGCAAAGACCAGCGGCGCAAAGACCAGCGGCGCAAAGACCAGCAGCGCAAAGACCAGCGGCGCAAAGACCACCACUCCAAUCGCAAAGUGCCACGAAUCGAGCCAGGGACGACCGGAGGCAGGCUGCGGCAAAUAGAGGAUCAUCUCAGAAAGAAUCAACAGAUGUUUCAAAAGCCAAGAGAGGAAGAAAGAAAAAGUUUUCAGCCAAUGCUCAACAAGUCUUUAGCUGAACAGCGGCAAUACGAGGAAGCAAAGAAAGGGGCGCUGAAGAAAGCUGAGCAAGUCAAAGAAAACGCAGUAGAACACCAAAGUGAAAGAAAUUGUGAGAGAGGCCGGUGGCGGAGGGGCCGGUGGGGCAGAGGCCGGUGGCUCAAGGACCGGUGGCUCAAAGACCGGCGGCUCAAAGGCCGGCAGCGCAAAGACCAGCGGCGCAAAGACCAGCGGCGCAAAGACCAGCAGCGCAGAGACCACCACUCCAAUCGCAAAGUGCCACGAAUCGAGCCAGGGACGACCGGAGGCAGGCUGCGGCAAAUAGAGGAUCAUCUCAGAAAGAAUCAACAGAUGUUUCAAAAGCCAAGAGAGGAAGAAAGAAAAAGGUUGGUCAUGAACAUUUUUACUUAUUUUACUUACUCCUGGUGAGGCUUCUGGCGCUCGUCAGAUCGCCGAGAGCAAAGGCCCGCCAAAUCCGGAUUUAUGGCCCCCUGU
Molecule: messenger RNA, 3025 nt
Organism: Oryzias latipes (Japanese medaka)
Lineage: Eukaryota; Metazoa; Chordata; Actinopteri; Beloniformes; Adrianichthyidae
Source: RefSeq, a predicted model, not a curated record